GUAUGGCAGUCUGCAUCUGGCUGUGGUUCGGGAAGGAGCUUCGCCACUCUCUUCCUGAGUGCUGUGCUAGUGAGUGUGGCAGACUGGACCAUAGCCACAGCAUCAGUGCAUCAUCACCUGACACAGCGAGGAUUAAAUCCACAGUUCCAUUUUGAUUCUGGUGUUGAGAGCUUAAGUCUCUUUCCUCAGAAAGCUUCGUGUUAAAAGCUCUAAGGUGUCUCGCGGAGAAUGACUGCUUGAUCAUCGGCAGGAGCAAUCGUCAAGGCGAGCGGCAGCGGACCGACGUCAGCAAAAGUCAGCAGAAAAGCAAGAGAGGGAGAGAGAGGAGCGGGAAAAUUCGUGUCCUGCCUCCACCCCCGUCAACGUAUCCUGAAUCGUCAGCAGGCCCAUUUUUUUUCUCUCCAUUUCUUCAUGUGUUGCCCCGUUCGCUGAUCCCGCCGCCAUGAAGAUCACAUAUUUACUCGGAUUAUGUUUAUUAUUCCUGUUUGUGAUAGUAUGUCCAGGGGGAGGCGAUGCUCAGCGCCACGCUCAGCGUCAAGGCGGCGUGGUCUACAGUCGAUCCUACGUCCCGUCUACUGACAAACGGAACAGGGGUCGCUCUCGCCAGUCCUCCUCCUAUUCCUCAUCCACUUACACUUCCUCUUCCUCCUCCUCCUCUUCGCGUACCGGUCCCGACGGGGUGACGCGCGUGACGACGAGUGGCAGCUCGUACGGCAGCCCCGGGUCGGGGGUACAAAACACAUCUUACACUUACACGACCGUCGGCCGAGAGGACGCACGACCUUCCUCCUCUCCUUCCGCCUCCUCCACCUCGGAUAGGGCUGUUUUGACUGCGGUCACUACCAGCAGGACCUCCUCUACCUCAUCUUCCAAGUCGCGCUCACGCGGAGGCAAAGGAAGAGGCAGAGGGAGAGAUAGAGAGAGGGAAAGAGAAAGAGAAAGAGGAGAGUCGAGGCGGGAAGGGCAGGAGGGUGAUGACCAGACGCCCGUAGUUGACGAGUCCUAUUUCGAGCGGCGUGGCCAGUCCCAAUACGGCCAGGGCCACUUUCGCUGGAAUGGGCGCGAGUACACGGGCGUGGGUCAUCCGGGUUCGUCGAUCUCGAGGCGUGUCAAGACCUCUAAGACUACCACCACCACCACGAGUCAGGCACGACCAGGCACCUCUGUCACGUACACCUACACAGUUCCUGGGGGGUCGAGUGUGACCACGUACAGGAACACCACCACGUACACCUCCCAUGUCCCAGGCUACUCAACAUCGGAGGCCCAGGGCGGCUUCGACUCUCGCUUCGGCGCCACCGACUACGGCUCGCGGGGCUCGACCAACGUCGACUCGCGCUACGAGAGCUCCUACAAUCGCCGCUACAACUACGGCGGUAGCGUCACCGGCAGUAGUGGCAGCAGCAGCAGGGGCGGGAGCGGCAGAGGCAGCGUCGGGUUCGGCGAGACCUACCACAAGAACACCGAAGAAGAGCUCACUUUCGACUACGAAGAGGAGGAGUACGACCCUACCUUCGAGCGGGGUCCAGUUAUCUCGCUGGAGGAUCGAACUCACCCUCUCGUUGUGCGUGGAUUCGGAGUAGCUCCAGGUAGGGCGGGUCUUCUUUACCGAGUGUCCCCUCCCUUCAUCGCCUCGGCCAUAACCCCAGCGAGCUAUAACCCCCUCCUCCCCUCUCCUCCAAAUGCUAACCUUAAUUUGGUGUGGGCUAACCUCCAUGAACCCCUUUGUAACCAGGAACCCCCAUCUUCCAACGUUCGGUGCGAGUUUCCCGGAGCCAUCGGUAUUACCCGGCGGAUAUAUGAAUAUAUCUUCGAAGAUCUCGUCUUUCUUGAAGAUCCUUUGGUCACAGUCAGCCUCUUCUUAGUGUUCGAACGGCGGGUUGGAAGGUGUCAGGGGCAGGUGGCAGCCAUCACGUCUGGUGCGAGUGUAUGGCGGUGGAGGCGGCAGCGGCGGCGGCGGCGCUAUUCCCGAGGGCGUGGACUCGAGGGCUAUGAGCGCCACGCCCUUCGCCGCCCGCCGCAUGGUUGGAACAGGAGGCUCCGCAUCACCGCUAUAUUGGGACAAGAGCAGACUUCGCCCAGUCCCCUCCUCCUCAGUCCUGACACCCUGACGUCGGGGUCCCUGCAGCCCCCUCCCUCGGCCCUUGUGGCUCAGGGUCUUCCCUCUAUAUAUCUGUAUCUGGCUAAUGAUGUGGUCACGCCAGCUUCUGUUGAUUCCCUUGCAGGCGCGUCAAACCAGGUUGCUUUGGUAAGUGCACCCACGCUGUACUGCCAUGGACCAAGGGUAUGUAACACACACUUUGGUCACCCAGGGGCCCUUGAAAUGCCUGUUAUCGCGCCCUUAUACUCACCCUCGCCCAUUCGUAGCAUGGGCACUGUAGAUAAAUACGAUGGCAUCGCAGCUUGUGUUUUGCAUGUAAUCAUUAAAGCGGGCUCGGUCGGAUGUCUCUCAGCUGGUCACACUGACAGCUGGCUUGUCGGCCUUCUUAUUCCCGUCGCCCCAGCUAGUGUCUCUUCCAAAUACUCAACCUCUUUCACGAGACGAAGGUCAUGGUGGCAGAGUGAGAACGGGAAGGAAGACAGCAGUGUCCGCCUCGAUUUGGAAGCAGAAUUCCACUUCACACAUCUUAUCAUUACAUUCAGAACCUUCCGUCCAUCUGCUAUGCUUAUUGAGAGGUCCUUUGAUUUUGGUAAAACGUGGAAGGUUUAUAGAUACUUUGCAUAUGACUGUAAUGAAGCCUUCCCAGGCAUUCCAACUGGCCCACCUUCAGCAAUCAAUGAUGUUGUUUGUGAAUCACGUUACUCAGCAGUCGAGCCAUCUACAGAGGGAGAGGUUAUCUUCCGAGUUUUGGCACCAAAUAUUGAGAUUGAAAAUCCAUACAGUGAAGAUGUUCAAAAUCUCUUGAAGAUAACGAACUUGCGUGUGAACUUCACAAAACUUCACACACUUGGUGAUCAAUUACUGGACAACAGACGGGAGAUUAAGGAGAAAUAUUACUAUGCCAUUUAUGAAAUGGUUGUAAGAGGUUCCUGUUCCUGCUAUGGCCAUGCUUCCCGCUGCUUACCCCUGCCAGGUGUUGAAGAUCGCCCUGAUAUGGUCCAUGGACGCUGUGAGUGCACUCAUAACACAAAGGGUUUGAACUGUGAAGAGUGCGAGGACUUCUACAAUGAUCUGCCAUGGAGACCAGCCAUUGAAAAGGAAUCCAAUGCUUGUAAAAAGUGUAACUGUAAUAACCAUGCCACGAGAUGCCACUUUGACCCAGAUGUAUAUGAGGUCUCCGGACGCAUAUCAGGAGGUGUCUGUGAUGACUGUGCACACAACACUUAUGGCCGUAACUGUGAGCAGUGUAUCCCAUACUAUUAUCAGGAUCCUGCCAGAGACAUCCGAGAUGCUGAUAUUUGCCAACCCUGUAACUGCGACACUCGCGGUUCAAUAGACGAUGCCAUUUGCGACUCCCACACUGAUGUUCCUGCUGGAUUGCUAGCUGGAAGAUGUCACUGCAAGACCAACGUUGAUGGCCUCAAGUGUGACCGUUGCAAGGCUGGUUACUGGAAUUUCACUACCGAUAAUCCAGAGGGUUGUCAAGAAAUUGCAGAAGAUUAUAAAAACCAGCCAAGAUCAGAGUGGCCUCAGAAACCCUGUACCUGCCAUCUUCUGGGAACACUCAACAAUGCUGGCUGUAAUGUCCUGACUGGAGAAUGUUCCUGCAAGCGAUUUGUGACUGGACGUGACUGUAACCAGUGUUUGCCCCAGCACUAUGGCCUGUCUGAGCACCCAGAUGGAUGCCAGCCUUGUGACUGUGAUCGAGGCGGUUCUCUUGAUAACAACUGCGAUGUGCUCAGUGGCCAAUGCAAGUGUCGGCCACAUGUCACGGGUCGUCGCUGUGACACACCAGAAGAGGGCUAUUACGUUGCCAGUCUGAAUUACCUUACAUACGAAGCAGAACUUGCAAGGGGAUCUGAGCUUUAUUGUGAAGAGGCCAGUUUAUAUGACUUCAGGCAAUCCAGACUAAGUAACUGCCAAGUAGUGAUGAGGGAGCCCUACCGCGAUGGACGUGACACGACUUGGACAGGCCUUGGCUUCAUGCGUGUUUUCGAGGGGUCAUACUUGGAGUUUGAGAUUGAGAACAUUGAAACUAGCAUGGAGUACGACCUUGUUAUCCGCUAUGAGCCCCAGUUCCAAGGUGUUUGGGAGAAUGUGAUGGUAACCAUUGAACGACCAGAACCCAUUGACCCAACAGGUUCCUGUGGAAAUACUAGACCAACGGAUGACCAGAUGGUUGUCAAUCUUCCAGGCAAUAAUCGUCAUGUGACACUCUUCCCACCUGUGUGUCUUGAGGCUGGCAAGAGAUACAAAGUCCGGAUAGAUUUCAGGCGUUCCAAUGCCAACACAGAUUCUCCAUCUGCUUCCAUACUUGUGGAUUCUAUCAUGCUGAUUCCAAAGGCUGAGAGGCUACCCUUCUACUCUGGCUCAUUAGAACUUGAUGACCUGCGAAACGAGUAUGAGAGAUAUCGGUGCAGCGAGGGCUUCUAUGAUGGCCAGAGAGUUGAGAACAUUCCAGAAAUUUGCCGAGAUAAGCAUCUUGGCAGUAUUGGCUUUUAUGUCUAUGGUCAAGCAUUCUCUUGUCAGUGUGAUGGCACUGGCAGUUACAGCAGCAUAUGUAGCUCUAUGGGAGGUCAGUGUGACUGCAAACCAAAUGUUGUUGGACGGCGCUGUGAUAGAUGUGCACCAGGAACAUUUGGCUUUGGCCCAGAGGGUUGCAAGCCUUGUGAUUGCAGCCCAGUUGGAGCCUUGGACAAUUUCUGUGAUCAGCAGACUGGCCAAUGCAAGUGUCGCCCGAACACCUAUGGCCGACAGUGCAACGAGUGCCAGCCAGGUUUUUGGAACUUCCCUAAUUGUCAACGGUGCGAGUGUAAUGGCCAUGCUGACACCUGUGACUCCUACAGUGGAAUUUGCCAUGAGUGCCGUGAUAACACCACUGGUCCAAACUGUGCUUUGUGCAUUGAAGGCUUUUAUGGAGAUCCUCGUCUGGAAGUGGGUAUUGCCUGUCGCCCAUGUCCAUGCCCAGGCACAGUGGACUCUGGACAUAGUUUUGCUGACCGAUGUGCACUUGAUCCACGUACUAAGGAUGUUGUAUGUGAAUGUGCUGAUGGAUAUGCUGGCUCAAGGUGUGAUGUAUGUGCGGAUAACUACUUUGGAAACCCUGAAGUGCCUGGAGGUCAGUGCGAAUCCUGUGAUUGCAGUAAUAACAUUGACAUUUCUCGUCCUGGAAAUUGUGAUUCCCGCACUGGGGAGUGCGUACAAUGUCUCUUCAAUACCUUCGGCUUCAACUGUGAGCGAUGCCGCCCAGGAUUCUAUGGGGAUGCACUUAAUCAGCAGUGCAGAGAAUGUGUCUGCAAUAUCCUUGGCACCAACCAGACCAUUGAGUUCUGCGACCAUGAGACUGGCCAAUGCCCCUGCCUUCCUAAUGUGCUUGGACUGGAAUGUGACCGCUGUGCUGCAAAUCACUGGAAGAUUGCAUCAGGCAAUGGCUGUGAAUCCUGUGCAUGUGACCCUGUGGGUUCCUACUCAGAGCAGUGUAAUGAGUUUGAUGGGCAGUGUCAGUGUCGACCUGGAUUUGGUGGACGGCAGUGCAAUCAGUGCCAAACAAAUUUCUUUGGCAAUCCACGUGUUGAAUGCCUGCCUUGUAACUGCAACCCAGAAGGCUCAGAGACUCUCCAGUGUGAUCAUGAGACAGGGCACUGCAAGUGUCGAGAGGGCAUCGGGGGCGUGAAGUGUGAUGAGUGUGCCCGAGGAUUCACCGGCAGAGCACCAUACUGUCAGACAUGUGGGGAGUGCUUCGACAACUGGGACCUUAUUUUGAACGAUUUACGAGACCGCACAGAAGCCCUGAUUGCAGCUGCUGGACAGAUCAAGCAGACAGGAGCAACUGGUGCAUACAGUCAUGAGUUUGAGUCAAUGGAGGAGAAGAUUGCAGAUGUACAGAACAUUUUGCUAACUGCCAACCUAACAUCACAGAAUCUUGCCUCCCUCUCAAGCCUCAUUUCUGAGUUAACUGACAACCUAACUGUAGCUGCAUCAGAACUUCAAGACCUGGAGCAUGGUGUGGAUAACACUACACAGCGCAUUUCUUUGGCAACAAAUGCCCUGGCAGAUCUUAGAUUGCAAGCAGAGGAGCUGAAGAAUCAAGCAGGAGACCUUAAAGAAAAAGCUACUAAGUUGCAAGAAGCUAAUGUUGAAGGUGCUCUCAACCUCACCAGGGUGGCUGGAGAAAGGUCACGAGUUGCCCAAGAGAAGGUUGAGCUCACUCAAGUCAUUGUUGGGGAGUCAAGGCGCUCUCGCCGCAGGACUGAAAAUCUUCUUCUGCAUGCCUUAGAUCGUUUCAACCGUACGCAGAUUGGAAAUGAAGAGAACUUAGCAGAAAUGACAGAUGUGCUGGAUGAAAUGUAUCGAGGCAUCCCAGAUCUUAAUAAGCAGGUGUGUGAUCGACGGGGUGAUCCUUGUGAUUCCUACUGUGGUGGAGCUGGCUGUGGAAAGUGCGGAGGGCUCUCAUGUAACAAUGGUCUCGUAAACACCGCUGAGCUUGCCCUCAAGUUUGCAGAUGAUGCCAAGGAAAUGCUGAAGAAGAAGGAGGCCUCAGUUGAUGAGCUGUUACGAGGCAUUUCUGGGGCUAAAAGGCAGUCUGAUAUAGCCUCAGACUUGGCUCUGAUGGCCUAUGACCUGGCCUUCAGCUCCCGUAACUUAACAGAUUCAUACAAAGCAAGAAUUACCAAGCUUUUGGAAGAAAUCGAGGAGUACUUUAGCACACCUGGUGCAAAACCCCAGGAAAUCAGGGAUCUAGCUGAAGAGGUCUUGAGCAUCGUUAUCUCCUUGGAACCAGAACAGAUUACAGACCUGGCAGAGAAGAUUACACUUGCCAUUGAGACUCUAACAAACAUUAAUGCAAUUAUUGAUGCAACCAGGAAUGAUCUGGACCUUGCAAUACAGUUGAAAGAAAGAGCUGACAGAGCCAAGGUUAAGGCUGAAGGAACACUGGGUGUAGCAGAGCGUGUUGUAGAAGCCCUCACUGAAGCAACCGCAGCACAGGAUGCUGCAGAACAAGCUAUCAUGCAGGCUAGUGAUGACAUUGAUGCCACACAGACUCAUCUUACCCAGAUUGCUAGUGAGACCAGUGUAGCUCAGGCCAAAGCUAAUUCCUCACUAAGGGAUGUACAGGACCUAGAAAGCAGAGUUGAGAGUGUAAAGUUGCAGUAUAUCAUCAAUCAACAACAUCUUGAAGAUACGACUGCUGCUGUCAACCAGGCAGAUCUCAAAGCACAGCGAGCAGCCAAUGAUGCAAAACAGCUGGAAGAUAAAUACUUGAUUGUAGAGGAAAAGCUACAGAUCAAGUUCCAAGCAGCUGAAGAAGCCAGACGAAGGGCAGAAGAACUUCGAAAGAGAGCAAACAAAUUGGCAUCAGAAGCUCAAGUCAAGCUAAGUAUGCUGAAGGAGAUGGAGGUAAUAUUUGUGAAGAAUGAGAUAAUUCUUGAAGACUAUGAAGAAGAAAUUCGCAAAAUGGAAGUGAGCAUGGAGGAGCACCAUGAAUACAUAUCAAGGAAGACAGAAUUCUAUGCUACCUGUCAGUCUGGGAGACGCUGAUCUGAUUCUCAAGAGAAACCAUGUUCUGUCAGGCUCAUUGUUGAUACCAUACAAAGUCAUUCAUGUUUUAUAAUUUCUCCUUGUUUAGAAUUCUGUGAAAUACAGUAAGAAAAACUAAGAAAAUUUGAUUUUUUAUGUUAUGAAAGAUUACAGAUGUAAUGACUUUACUACAAUUUCAAAAAGGCUUCAGUAACAAUUUUUUAUCAGCUUAUGGAGCAAGAGACUUAAAUGUUCUUGAUACUGAUGAUGCCUAGAAACACUGUUAUUUAUUACCAGAUACUGCACUUCAUAAUUCCUGAAAUGAAAACUAAGGAAGCCCUUUACACUGAGAUGUACAGUCAGGGAUAUUGAAUGAAUAUAAAUUGGUUGUAUACCUGUGACUUGUGUUUAUUUGUACUUUUUAAAAUAUUUUUUCUUCCUUUUUUUGUGUGUAUAACACUAUCUUUCAGUUGUUGAACUGAAAAUGAUUUUUAAAAGGUAUUUGUGUAAAGUUGAUAGAACAAAACCGAUAAAUAUAAACAUUGUCAAUUUCAUUUUUGGUUUCUGAUAAUUAUUAAUACAGUAUUUCAACUUUUUUG
Molecule: messenger RNA, 8217 nt
Organism: Penaeus indicus
Lineage: Eukaryota; Metazoa; Arthropoda; Malacostraca; Decapoda; Penaeidae
Gene: LanB1
Product: laminin subunit beta-1-like
Exons: 41
Coding region: 443-7639 (2398 amino acids)
Biological process (GO): tissue development; animal organ morphogenesis
Source: RefSeq, a predicted model, not a curated record